Messenger RNA from Pteropus alecto (black flying fox), 2467 nucleotides. RefSeq names its product solute carrier family 35 member G1 (gene SLC35G1). Lineage: Eukaryota; Metazoa; Chordata; Mammalia; Chiroptera; Pteropodidae. The record is from RefSeq and is a predicted model, not a curated record. Gene Ontology annotation, cellular component: plasma membrane; endoplasmic reticulum membrane. The transcript is spliced from 3 exons. The coding region runs from base 91 to 1188 and encodes 365 amino acids. Gene Ontology annotation, biological process: calcium ion export across plasma membrane; regulation of cytosolic calcium ion concentration.
CGCCGCCGGCGGCCGGAAGAGCCUGGCACCAGAGCCGCCGCUGCGGGCGCCAGACGCCGCGACGGCCGCGGGGAAAUCGCCGGCUGCGCGAUGUGGCCCUUGGAGAGCCCCGGGGCCGCGGAGCUUCAGGAGACCGGGCUGCCGCUAACAGACGACACGCCCCCGGGCGCGAGCGAGGAGCCGGCCGCCGCGGAGGCAGCGGAAACUCUCGACUCCGGGUGGUGCUGGCCGUGCCGCUCCUCGCCGUGCGGCUCCCGCGUGCAGCCGGAAGCCAAGAAGAAAGCACGCUGUCCUGGACUGGGCUUGUUUUACACAUUAUUGUCUGCCUUCUUUUUCUCAGUGGGCUCUUUAUUUGUUAAAAAAGUGCAAGAUGUCCAUGCUGUAGAAAUUAGUGCAUUCCGAUGUGUGUUCCAGAUGCUAGUCGUUAUCCCUUGCUUAAUAUACAGAAAAACUGGGUUUAUAGGCCCAAAAGGUCAACGAAUCUUCCUCUUUCUCAGAGGACUCCUCGGUUCUACCGCCAUGAUCCUUUUAUACUACGCUUUCCAGACAACAUCCCUCGCUGAUGCCACAGUAAUCUCGUUUAGCUGUCCAGUGUUUACAGCUAUACUUGCUUGGAUAUUUCUCAAGGAAAAAUAUAGCCUUUGGGAUGCUCUCUUCACCUCAUUCGCCAUCAUUGGAGUGAUCCUAAUUGUGAGGCCGCCGUUUUUGUUUGGUUCCAACACUGCCGAGAUGGUUGAAAGCUAUUCAGAUCACGUGAAGGGCUCCAUGGCAUCUGUUGCACAUGCCCUGUUUGCUGCCUUCACUUUAAUUAUCCUCAGAAAAAUGGGGAAAUCUGUGGAAUACUUUUUGAGCAUUUGGUAUUAUGUAGUUCUCGGCCUUGUGGAAUGCGUCACCAUCCUCUUUAUAACAGGAGAUUGGCGUCUGCCAUACUGUGGGUUGGACAGGCUCUUUCUCAUCCUAAUUGGGCUAUUUGGUCUGGCGGGUCAGGUGUUUCUCACCAAAGCCCUUCAAAUAGAAAAGGCAGGGCCAGUAGCAAUAGUGAAGACUAUGGAUGUGGUUUUUGCUUUUGUCUUUCAGAUUAUUUUCCUUAAUGAUGUACCAACAUGGUGGACAGUGGGUGGUGCGCUCUGCGUAGUAGCCAGUAGUAGUGGAGCAACCAUUCAUAAAUGGUGUCAGAAUUCCAAAUGAAGCAUCAUUGUGGAAAUGUGUAUAUAUUUUUUUUCAAGUAUACCGUCACCCGGUUCAGACACACAACACAUUCACACACCCGGAAAAUCUGCAUUUACUUUACUGAUUAUAUUUAAUAAAUUUCAUAACUAAAGUACCAUUUUUGAAUAAAGUUAUGUCUUUAAUUAGUGAAGCAUAGCCAGUCGGUUUGGUAUAGCAAUUAUUUUUUUUGAUUUUGGUUUAUUUUUUUGUUGGGUGGCAUUUGUAAGAGGAUAGCUCAUUAGUUGAAGAAACACUACAAAAAAAUUUAUGACUCUAGUAUAAAUAUAUGUAAUUUUUCAAAGUGUACUUUUGGUACUGAUGGAAUAUUGGUAGGGAGGAAAUUUUAGAUGCUCUUAAAGCAGUGGAGAGGCUAAGAAACUUACUGAUAAUAAUGAUGCUACGAUUAGUAUUAUAUUGAAAAUUCAUUUGAAAUGUAAUUCCACUUAGGAGGCCAAAGCUGAAACUUAGAAUAGGUGCCUUCUUAAUGGUGUUAAUAAUACAAAUGGAUUAGCCUUAUUUUCAAGGCUUUUAUAAAUGAUUAUCAUUCUUUUAACCCAUAUUUGUGCCUUUUUAUUUUAAUACCAGAAUUUUUAUAUGUCAACUUUUUAAAAAGUCUUUAAAUCACCAAAUUUGACUAAUAGUUUCUCUUUCAGUGGCAUUGGCAGCUGCAACUAUCACUAUAAUUUUAAAGGUCCUCUGGUUUUUUUUUGUUGUUUUUUUUUGAAACUACUAGAUUUUUUAAAACUUUCUAAGAUUUCAGGCCUUUAAAUUGCAAGAGAAAAAUCUUGGCAUGGCCAGUGUGCACAUUUCCAUCCUUAAGAGUUUUCCCCUUACUAGAAAUGUGAUUUUCUAGAAAUUCCCUUUGAAUCUAUAGUGUGAUACCAAAUAAAAUUUUCUCAGGAUUUUAUUAGGUGGAACCAUAUGUAAUUGCUGAGAUUUUACUUUUUUAACUUACAAAAACCAUAGUUUCUUAUGGUUCACCCUGAUAGACACCUCCCUUACCCUCCAAACCAAAUACCUAGAGGACUUUGGAAUAUAUAUUUGUAAAACAACUUUUUAAAGUACAGUAAUCCUCUUAAACUUAUUUUUAUAGUCUUUUUUCCCUUAUGGAAUUAUAUGUAAUAAUGUUUCAUGUUAUAUGUUUAAUAUAAAGACGUAAAUUCCAAUGGUUGAUUGAUUUUUGUAGUUUUCUGGAAUGGAAGAAAAAAUCACUGUUAAAUUCUAGUAUAUCAGUAUGGUAUUAAAUGUCAGUGCUGUA